Messenger RNA from Harpegnathos saltator (Jerdon's jumping ant), 2251 nucleotides. RefSeq names its product solute carrier family 35 member F5. The transcript is spliced from 9 exons. Bases 706 to 2145 code for a protein of 479 amino acids. The record is from RefSeq and is a predicted model, not a curated record. NCBI's taxonomy places the organism in Eukaryota, Metazoa, Arthropoda, Insecta, Hymenoptera, Formicidae. Gene Ontology annotation, cellular component: membrane.
GCUAUCAGAUGCGAUAACGGCGAGUGUAUAUGCACCUGUUAUCACCAGCGCUACAAGAUGUAGGCGGACGCUACACGACGCUACGCGGCAAGUUGCGCUGGAAUCAUAUAUUGGAGUCUAGCGUGGCGUAUAACCGCGACAAUCGCGACGCUCGCUCCUGGAAAGUUUGUGAAUUGAGGAACUAGUGUGUGAGAGAGAGAGAGAGAGAGAGAGAGAGAGAGACUCGUGUAUUAGCCGAGCGACUUGAUGCAUAAAAUGUGGAGCCGUUGGCUGUGGCUGUCAACGACCGGUUGAGAGUUAGGUUAUCUCGCCGUGUGUGACGUUGAGGGAAUCAUGAAUGUCGCUCGUCGUCCUGCCUCGACACCUGUUAACGCCUGAAUCCUCCUCUCACUCCCGUGCACUUAUAUUUCGACCGAUGCAGGAACAAUAUGUGCGAGGCGCGCGCAGGGUCAGCUUCUACGUAUUUUCUGUGUUUUUAUGAUUUAAUGCGCCGUCAAGCUGAUAAUUGAGCAGACACGUAUUUUAUGUUGCGCACGUUGUGAAGCAACACUAUUAGAACAGAUCAAUCCAGAAUCGUUGCAUCGACCGAAAUGUUCGUUUGGUAACCGCUGUACAAUGGUGACUUUGUGUAGUGGAAAGGGGAAAGAUGUAUUGAACCAAUGCGUAAAUACAAUGCCAUAAGUAAGAGAGAUUCAGAAGUACAGGAUGAGUUGUUCUGUAGAAUUACGCCAGCGUAGGCAACAGGGGAUUGUGGAGGAUCCUCAUAGGCUAGCGGCGAUGAUGAAUAAAUCUCAAAGACUCAUAUUGGGUCUUUUAGUGCUGUUGUUAGUCGACAUAAUUUGGGUCUCCAGUUCUGAACUUACCAAAUAUAUUUACAGAGAGGCGGCAUUUGAAAAGCCAUUUUUUAGUACAUACGUAAGAACAUCUAUGUUUACACUUUAUUUGCUUGGCCUGUGCUUCUGGCCACCUUGGCGGGAACAAUGUAAUAAACCAGCCACAUACAUGUUUAUAGAUCCCAAUGUUGAGGAUGACAACUUCUAUUCGGAAGCUAAUACCAGUUUAAGCGAUCCAACGUUCGUUCCGAUAAAAACUCCGGAUCAUUGCGACCGUUCAUCGGGUACGGAAAGUGACGAUUCGUCUAUACGCUCUGUAAGAUUUAGUAAACUAGCGGAAGUGCGCCAUAUGUCGGAGAGUGACGCUACAGAGGCUCUAUUGGCGCGACUUAGUUACCAAGCUAGCGUCAGAGCCGGGGAACACGCGAGGCGGCAGGCAAACAAAUUCUCUGUACAAAAAGUGGCCAAAAUAGCUCUUAUGUUUUGUCUAUUUUGGUUCAUGGCAAAUUACACGUACCAAAUAUCGUUAGAGCAAACCGAAGCCAGAAUCGUCACUAUAUUAUCCUCGACGUCUAGUUUAUUCACUUUAUUUCUCGCGGCCUUCUUCCCCAGUAACGGAGGAGACAAGUUCACACUGUCCAAAUUGGCUGCUGUAGUCAUCAGCAUCUCUGGACUGGUAUUAGUCGGUCUUUCGGAUUUAAAUGUAAAAAGCAACAGCAUGUCAACGGGCAUAAUAUUAGCUCUAGUCAGUGCUUUUUUCUACGCCGCGUAUAUUGUAUUUUUGAAGAGGAAAGUAGAUCACGAGGACAAAAUGGAUAUACCAAUGUUCUUCGGCUUCGUGGGGAUAUUUAAUUUAACGCUUUUGUGGCCUUUAUUUUUUAUUCUACAUUACGGUCAUUGGGAAGAAUUCGAGUGGCCCAAUAGCCAUCAGUGGACGUUUCUAAUUAUAAACGGCCUGAUCGGUACGGUCCUAGGCGAAGUCCUUUGGCUAUGGGGUUGUUUUCUAACGUCGUCUCUCGUAGCAACAUUAGCCGUAAGCUUAACAAUGCCCAUGUCGAUGGUAGCUGAUGUCCUUCUAAAAAAAGUUGAAUAUCCUUGUAUUUUCUACCUAGGGAGCAUUCCAAUGCUUUUAGCAUUUCUGACAGUAUCUCUCUUAUCUUACUACGAUAAUUGGGAUCCUGUUAUGGAUCUGAUGAAACGAUUUUAUAUUUGGAUUUGCAGAAGAAACAACAGAUCAACAAGGAUUCCGGAUCUCGAGGCAGAACAGACGGAAUCUUUGAUAGGGAUAGACAGUGGUGAUCAUGAAGCUUAGCGAGACAAUAAUGAGAGAAUCAAGAACACGGUAAAAAACAUCUCGUAUUGUAUAUAUAUAUAUAUAUAUAUAUAUAUGUACUAAAUAUAACAAUACACACACACAC